Molecule: messenger RNA, 1213 nt
Organism: Danaus plexippus (monarch butterfly)
Lineage: Eukaryota; Metazoa; Arthropoda; Insecta; Lepidoptera; Nymphalidae
Gene: Dhdds
Product: dehydrodolichyl diphosphate synthase complex subunit DHDDS
Exons: 5
Coding region: 110-961 (283 amino acids)
Biological process (GO): polyprenol biosynthetic process
Cellular component (GO): dehydrodolichyl diphosphate synthase complex; endoplasmic reticulum
Molecular function (GO): ditrans,polycis-polyprenyl diphosphate synthase [(2E,6E)-farnesyl diphosphate specific] activity
Source: RefSeq, a predicted model, not a curated record
AUAAUAGUUACAUAAAUAUUCUGAUUUCUUCAUUUUUAAUUGUCAGUCAAUAUAUCUCACAUUUUGCUUGAAACCGAGAUUGCUUGUGUUAAUAAGUAAAUACUUUAAAAUGACGACGUGGAUAAAAGAUAAUUGUGUAUCGUUUUUUCAACUGUUUUGUAUUAAAGUUGUGAAGACUGGAAGAGUACCACAACAUAUUGCAUUUAUUAUGGACGGAAAUCGUAGAUAUGCUAAGAAAAACAGCUUUGAAUGCACUGUAGGACAUUAUAAGGGCUUUGAUAAGCUCUCAGAGUGCUUAAAGUGGUGUCUAGAUCUAGGGAUUCCAGAAGUGACAGUGUAUGCUUUUAGUAUUGAAAACUUUAAGAGAAGCAAAAAAGAAGUUGAUGCAUUAACAGAAUUAGCAAGAGAAAAAUUUCAGCGCCUCUUAGAUGAAAUCGAUCAAAUAAAUGAAUGGGGAGUAAGAUUGAAUGUUGCUGGCCGACUCUGUCUUUUUCCACAUGAUCUACAAGUGUUAAUUUCUAAAGUAAUGCUAGCUACGAAACAUAAUAACAAGCUGCAACUUAAUAUUGCAUAUGCUUAUACCGGUCGUGAUGAAAUUAGUCGAGCGGCUUCUCAUAUAGUGGAUGGCUUGAAACGUAAAGAAAUAUCUCCUGAUGAUGUCAACGAACACUUGAUGUCACAGGCAUUAGAUCUCGGGGAGCCAGAUCUUUUAGUUCGUACUUCUGGAGAGGUUCGGCUAUCAGAUUUUAUGUUAUGGCAGAUAUCAAAUACCGUACUGUACUUCACUGAUGUAUUAUGGCCAGAAUUCUCCAUAUGGAAUCUUCUAGCAGCCAUUAUACACUUCCAAAGACAUUCACCUCCAAUUAUUGAGGAAAAGGAAAACUCUCCUGUUAUAGAAAAAUUCUUGAGAAAGCUGGAAGAUACCAAAUGGCAGCAAUUAGAAAAAAUUGUUGCCUGUUAAAAAAAAUACUACAUAAAGCCUCGUUUUUAAGUUUUAGAAUUAGUUUUAUUUAAGCUGUAAGUUAAGUUUAUAAUAUGUAAUAUAAAAUAGAUAUAUUCAAUUAUUUAUAGAAUGUGUUACUUAAUAUAUUAUUUAUUUAAUGCUUGAAAAUGGAUUCUGUUAUGGUUAUUGCAUAUGGCAAGGAAAAAAUAGAAUUGUAAAUUUGUACAAUAAAAAUUUAUUUAAAUAUUAAAGCUAUUUAUUGCUUGAUAA